AGCCACUGACGGACCCCCAACUUGGCCGAUGACGCCAUGAUCCAUGUCGCAGUUGGAUCGCAGUCGCCAGGCCCCCUCAAUUAUGAGUGUCAUUGGCCGCGAGUCCUGCCUUCGGACAUAAAUACAGCUGCGAUUCGAUUUAAUCGGCAGGUGAAUAAAAAUGCCUGCACCGCCACCUCCACCACCACCUCUGCAAUUCAACUCUUCUGGCCCACCAGCAGGAGACAACAGAAAUUUGUUGCUGCAAUCUAUAAGAGCAGGCAAAACUCUGAAGAAGACUGUCACUGUGGAUAAAAGUGCGCCUGCUGUCACUGGAAGAGUGAAAGGAGAAUCGACCAGUCCUUCGUUUAGUAACAACAACAGUACAGUAAGCGGUUACUCCAGUAAUGGAGGGCCGAUGCAGCUUGGUGGUUUAUUCGCGAGUGGUAUGCCGAAGUUGAAACCCACCGGAUUGAGGGGCAACACGACAGAGAAGAACGGGCAUAAUGUAAAUAAUCCCAGUUUCCUUCAUUCGUCACCUGGAUCAUCUCACAGCAUAAAACGCGGCCCACCUCCGGUCCCGCCGCCGGCCACACAAAAACCACAAGUAUACAGUCAGAAACCGUCGCCGCCGCCUAAGAAGCUGAAUCUGACGAGUAGCGUGUCGCGGGCGCAGAGCAUGAGACUGCCUCGCUCGUCGCCGGUCCUGGUGCCGACUUCCUUGCACCAAUCGCAAGACUGUCUGAACGAGACGGCCCAGCCGACGAGGAGCCGGGUCCUCAGGCCACCCGUGGCCAGGCCGCCGUCUCCGCCGACCUCGCGAGCCAACACGAUGCCCAACACCGCGACGAGAGCUGCGCCGCCACCGCCGUCGAGGGUCACGGUCACUGCGCCGUGCAUACCGCCGCCGCCGCCUCCGCUUCCGCACCGGCCCGCGCACCAGAGACUGGCGCCGCCGCCGCCGCCGACUCCGCCCACCAGGAGCUUGUCAGUGCGUAACGGUCAGUCGACGGCGAGCCCCGUCGACCUGGAGAUACGCUUCGCCGACAUGUUUCACGCGACUCUCCCUCCGCCGGAGCCGUUCAAAGGCUUCGUCAAAGUCUACAGUAGCAGGAACGCAGCAAAGCAACAAGCUCCAGCUCCACCUCUUCAACCAUCUUCUAACACACUGCACUCGUUAAAUACUUCGUCUGGAAGUAAACAGUGGCAACACAGCGCAACCUCUUUGGCAUAUUGAAAAGCCCCUGUGUAUACUUAAAUCAUUGCUUCGCGCAAUUGAUUAUAAUAUAUAAAUAUAUAUAUAAAUAUUUAUAUAUAUAAAUAUAUAAAUAAAUAAAUAAAUAAAUAUAUAUAUAUAUAUAUAUAUAUACACAUAUNUAUAUAUACACACACAUACAAAAACUUCUCGAUGCUGCCACAAUAAAAUGUUAAACUAGGUGAGCGGGAAAGGAUGGAUCGCAAGGUAUAAACAUUAGAGAGUGUGUGAGAGAGAUAUCCUGAGUUUGUGAGCUCAGUUUUACAAUAAAAUGUUUUAGACAAUAUUUUCUGUACAGUUUAUCUUAGGAAAAAUCUAUUUAAUAUAGAUUAUACUUAUAUAAAUAUAAAUAAAUAUAUAUAUAUAAAAGGGAAAGAGCGAGAGAGAGAGAGAGAGAGAGAGAGAGUUUAGGCUUGUUAUUACCUAACAGAAAUGUCAAGGAUAUUAAAAAGUGAAAGGCACAUUUACUCCAGUUCUAAAAAAAACAGCAUACUCAUUUAAUCUUCCUAAUCACACUGUACUAUAUAUAUCUUUCUUACACUUCUAUAAAAUUAACAGGAAUCACACGCCAAAAAUCAUUAAUUCAUGACUCAUUCGUAUCGAUGUAUCAUGAUUCAUCGGGUAUUCAUAAUUGAUUAGAUGUUACAAAGGCCAAAAUGUAAAGUUGUUGUAACUUAUUUUUCAAUAUUAAUAAACAACUGCAGCAGCGAA
Dinoponera quadriceps is the source of this 1945-nucleotide messenger RNA. Its product is annotated as verprolin-like. The record is from RefSeq and is a predicted model, not a curated record. The transcript has 5 exons. NCBI's taxonomy places the organism in Eukaryota, Metazoa, Arthropoda, Insecta, Hymenoptera, Formicidae. Bases 161 to 1216 code for a protein of 351 amino acids. Gene Ontology annotation, molecular function: actin binding; microtubule binding. Gene Ontology annotation, cellular component: cytoplasm; actin filament. Gene Ontology annotation, biological process: actin filament polymerization.